Leishmania braziliensis MHOM/BR/75/M2904 is the source of this 3174-nucleotide messenger RNA. Its product is annotated as putative kinesin K39. The record is from RefSeq and is a predicted model, not a curated record. NCBI's taxonomy places the organism in Eukaryota, Euglenozoa, Kinetoplastea, Trypanosomatida, Trypanosomatidae. The transcript has a single exon. The annotation marks the transcript as partial.
AACGAGGCCCUGCGCGGCCAGCUGGAGGAGGCGGGCGCGGAGAAGGAGCGCCUGCAGGGCGAGCUGGAGGAGAAGACCUCGGAGGCGGACGCGGCCAAGGAGGACAACGAGGCCCUGCGCGGCCAGCUGGAGGAGGCGGGCGCGGAGAAGGAGCGCCUGCAGGGCGAGCUGGAGGAGAAGACCUCGGAGGCGGACGCGGCCAAGGAGGACAACGAGGCCCUGCGCGGCCAGCUGGAGGAGGCGCACCAGCAGCUGGAGGAGGCGGGCGCGGAGAAGGAGCGCCUGCAGGGCGAGCUGGAGGAGAAGACCUCGGAGGCGGACGCGGCCAAGGAGGACAACGAGGCCCUGCGCGGCCAGCUGGAGGAGGCGCACCAGCAGCUGGAGGAGGCGGGCGCGGAGAAGGAGCGCCUGCAGGGCGAGCUGGAGGAGAAGACCUCGGAGGCGGACGCGGCCAAGGAGGACAACGAGGCCCUGCGCGGCCAGCUGGAGGAGGCGCACCAGCAGCUGGAGGAGGCGGGCGCGGAGAAGGAGCGCCUGCAGGGCGAGCUGGAGGAGAAGACCUCGGAGGCGGACGCGGCCAAGGAGGACAACGAGGCCCUGCGCGGCCAGCUGGAGGAGGCGCACCAGCAGCUGGAGGAGGCGGGCGCGGAGAAGGAGCGCCUGCAGGGCGAGCUGGAGGAGAAGACCUCGGAGGCGGACGCGGCCAAGGAGGACAACGAGGCCCUGCGCGGCCAGCUGGAGGAGGCGCACCAGCAGCUGGAGGAGGCGGGCGCGGAGAAGGAGCGCCUGCAGGGCGAGCUGGAGGAGAAGACCUCGGAGGCGGACGCGGCCAAGGAGGACAACGAGGCCCUGCGCGGCCAGCUGGAGGAGGCGCACCAGCAGCUGGAGGAGGCCGGCGCGGAGAAGGAGCGCCUGCAGGGCGAGCUGGAGGAGAAGACCUCGGAGGCGGACGCGGCCAAGGAGGAUUACGAGGCCCUGCGCGGCCAGCUGGAGGAGGCGCACCAGCAGCUGGAGGAGGCCGGCGCGGAGAAGGAGCGCCUGCAGGGCGAGCUGGAGGAGAAGACCUCGGAGGCGGACGCGGCCAAGGAGGAUAACGAGGCCCUGCGCGGCCAGCUGGAGGAGGCGGGCGCGGAGAAGGAGCGCCUGCAGGGCGAGCUGGAGGAGAAGACCUCGGAGGCGGACGCGGCCAAGGAGGAUAACGAGGCCCUGCGCGGCCAGCUGGAGGAGGCGCACCAGCAGCUGGAGGAGGCGGGCGCGGAGAAGGAGCGCCUGCAGGGCGAGCUGGAGGAGAAGACCUCGGAGGCGGACGCGGCCAAGGAGGACAACGAGGCCCUGCGCGGCCAGCUGGAGGAGGCGCACCAGCAGCUGGAGGAGGCGGGCGCGGAGAAGGAGCGCCUGCAGGGCGAGCUGGAGGAGAAGACCUCGGAGGCGGACGCGGCCAAGGAGGACAACGAGGCCCUGCGCGGCCAGCUGGAGGAGGCGCACCAGCAGCUGGAGGAGGCCGGCGCGGAGAAGGAGCGCCUGCAGGGCGAGCUGGAGGAGAAGACCUCGGAGGCGGACGCGGCCAAGGAGGACAACGAGGCCCUGCGCGGCCAGCUGGAGGAGGCGCACCAGCAGCUGGAGGAGGCCGGCGCGGAGAAGGAGCGCCUGCAGGGCGAGCUGGAGGAGAAGACCUCGGAGGCGGACGCGGCCAAGGAGGACAACGAGGCCCUGCGCGGCCAGCUGGAGGAGGCGCACCAGCAGCUGGAGGAGGCCGGCGCGGAGAAGGAGCGCCUGCAGGGCGAGCUGGAGGAGAAGACCUCGGAGGCGGACGCGGCCAAGGAGGACAACGAGGCCCUGCGCGGCCAGCUGGAGGAGGCGCACCAGCAGCUGGAGGAGGCGGGCGCGGAGAAGGAGCGCCUGCAGGGCGAGCUGGAGGAGAAGACCUCGGAGGCGGACGCGGCCAAGGAGGACAACGAGGCCCUGCGCGGCCAGCUGGAGGAGGCGCACCAGCAGCUGGAGGAGGCGGGCGCGGAGAAGGAGCGCCUGCAGGGCGAGCUGGAGGAGAAGACCUCGGAGGCGGACGCGGCCAAGGAGGACAACGAGGCCCUGCGCGGCCAGCUGGAGGAGGCGCACCAGCAGCUGGAGGAGGCGGGCGCGGAGAAGGAGCGCCUGCAGGGCGAGCUGGAGGAGAAGACCUCGGAGGCGGACGCGGCCAAGGAGGACAACGAGGCCCUGCGCGGCCAGCUGGAGGAGGCGCACCAGCAGCUGGAGGAGGCCGGCGCGGAGAAGGAGCGCCUGCAGGGCGAGCUGGAGGAGAAGACCUCGGAGGCGGACGCGGCCAAGGAGGACAACGAGGCCCUGCGCGGCCAGCUGGAGGAGGCGCACCAGCAGCUGGAGGAGGCGGGCGCGGAGAAGGAGCGCCUGCAGGGCGAGCUGGAGGAGAAGACCUCGGAGGCGGACGCGGCCAAGGAGGACAACGAGGCCCUGCGCGGCCAGCUGGAGGAGGCGCACCAGCAGCUGGAGGAGGCCGGCGCGGAGAAGGAGCGCCUGCAGGGCGAGCUGGAGGAGAAGACCUCGGAGGCGGACGCGGCCAAGGAGGACAACGAGGCCCUGCGCGGCCAGCUGGAGGAGGCGCACCAGCAGCUGGAGGAGGCGGGCGCGGAGAAGGAGCGCCUGCAGGGCGAGCUGGAGGAGAAGACCUCGGAGGCGGACGCGGCCAAGGAGGACAACGAGGCCCUGCGCGGCCAGCUGGAGGAGGCGCACCAGCAGCUGGAGGAGGCGGGCGCGGAGAAGGAGCGCCUGCAGGGCGAGCUGGAGGAGAAGACCUCGGAGGCGGACGCGGCCAAGGAGGACUACGAGGCCCUGCGCGGCCAGCUGGAGGAGGCGGGCGCGGAGAAGGAGCGCCUGCAGGGCGAGCUGGAGGAGAAGACCUCGGAGGCGGACGCGGCCAAGGAGGACAACGAGGCCCUGCGCGGCCAGCUGGAGGAGGCGCACCAGCAGCUGGAGGAGGCGGGCGCGGAGAAGGAGCGCCUGCAGGGCGAGCUGGAGGAGAAGACCUCGGAGGCGGACGCGGCCAAGGAGGAUAACGAGGCCCUGCGCGGCCAGCUGGAGGAGGCGGGCGCGGAGAAGGAGCGCCUGCAGGGCGAGCUGGAGGAGAAGACCUCGGAGGCGGACGCGGCACAAGGAGGAUAA